AUGACUUGUGAUUGGUUACUGGGCAUUUAAAGCAAUGAUGGACAAACAAACAUUAAAACAUCCACACGGACCAAAUAUAACACAAGGUUGCUCACAGAGCUCAACUACGGAUCAUUUAAAGAGUAUUGAUUGCCACUAUCCAACACCAUGUGGAUCAUUCAGAGAAUGCAGGAGGGUGCAGAAAGCUUUCCCUUGCACAUUACUCACCUCAUUAGCAAGAACAAAGAGGACAUUUCUGCAAAGACCAGCAUCUUCAAUAAACUGCACAACAAUGUGCUCACACCUGAUAAAAUCCCUGACUUUUUCCUGCCUCCCAAGUUGACCAAGACCUGCCUUGUGGCAGACGCCAAAAACAUUUCACAGUGUCUGAGUGAAGAAAUAAAAGGUCUUGGCUGUGGAAAACUAUUAGCAUCCAGGCCCGGCCAGCGAGCAAGUUUGAACAUAUCUGCAGCAGCCUUGAAUAAACUUAAACCGAUCCCAUAUUCGCUUAAGUGCUACGAGUCUGGUUUGUUCGAGAGUCCGAACACACGUCGCAAAGAGUCUCUGUUUCAUUCAACGCUUACUAGUUAUACGCUGGAGAGAAUGACCAUCAUAGCACCAAAAGUUGCGUGCAGAUCACUGCUGAAGGCAGCCAGCACUGAGAGUGACACGCCUUCUGCUGACUCCACCCCUCAUUCAUCAUCACCGACAAUCAGAAGAGAGAAUUUCCAAAAUGAAUGUUUAAAGCCAGGAGUUCCAACCGAGCACAACAUCAGAGAUGACAGAGUUUUCCCCAAUCCAGACAAAAAGCCUCUCAUGCCAAGAGUUCCUCAACGCGCUAAGGUCAUUCAGGCCUCUCUGUCUACAAAGCUAGCCCCGCCCAUUCAGUUCCCACUUGACAUGCUACACUGCCAGGAACGCUUCCAUCAGGAGCAUGUCCUUCCCCUUCCACAGAGAGGUCGUGUACGCCUCUCCGCCUUCCGCUACAGCGCCAACGGGUGCUCUGCUACAGUCCGCAUCCGUGUGGUCUCGAUAGAAGGCUUGAGAGAGCACGGUGACCUUCGACCUCUGACCUGCAGCUUGACCCUGAGUCUCAAUCCCGGCAAACUGCAGCGGCAGAACAGCGCAAUCAUCAGAAACUGUCGUAACCCCGUGUUCAAUGAAGAUUUCUUCUUCACAGAGCCUGAGGACCAGGAGGGAGGCCUGAGAGGUUUAGCCCUCAGACUGAAGGUGCUGGAUAAGGCCUCGGGUCUGGGGAGAGGUGUGGUAUUGGGAAUUGUGAUAAAACCGCUCUGUCAACUGUUGCCGCUGUAAAAUGCUCAAACAUACACACACUGAAAAUACGCUCUGGCUUUUAGGGGGGGUUUUCAACAAAUCUCCUGUAAAUCAGAACCAGUGACUGUAAUUUGG
Triplophysa dalaica is the source of this 1389-nucleotide messenger RNA. RefSeq names its product C2 calcium-dependent domain-containing protein 4C. The record is from RefSeq and is a predicted model, not a curated record. The transcript has 2 exons. Lineage: Eukaryota; Metazoa; Chordata; Actinopteri; Cypriniformes; Nemacheilidae. Bases 148 to 1293 code for a protein of 381 amino acids.